GUGAAGAUCCAGAUGGCAAAACCUGAUUAGGGUUACGGCACGACUAAUUCGGUUUCCUUUUGCGUAGUAAUCCUGAAGAUUCGGUUUUGAUGACAUUGGAGUCGGAGCUUCGGAUUUUUUGUCCCCUCAGGUCACAUUAUAUAUCACCCCCUUCCCCGAUCAUCGGCUUAGUCGUUGUGUCUAACGCAGGUCGAUGAUCGUCUGAGUUUCAUGGACCAGUCUCUGGUGCAAUCCGCUCCUUCCACCGAAGAAGACGAGUGGGACACUGAGGGAUUUGUGAUUCCAAGCCUGGGUAUCAGGGAUUCUGGAGAAAGUCGAAUUGAUCCUAUAGAAGUUACAGAUUCUAAGCCGUCAUCAAUUGCAACUAAUUUAAAAGAAGAGAAUAUAUACCUUGGACCUCAUGGUGCUCCUCCUUUACGGUCAAAACAACCAGAGUUAAACUCGAGCAAACGCAAGCAAAGUUUGAAGCACAAACUUAAGGAAGCUGAUAGGAAAUACAGUGGAAUAGGGAGUGAGAAUAAGGUGGACAAUCUGAGAGAGCUUUUGGGAAGUGCGAAAAUGCCUGCUGCUGCUGCUGUACCCAAAAGCUCCUCCAAGGGUUGGUUAGACCCCCAUUGCCUUGAGUCUCAAUUUGAAAGGAUGGAGUAUCAUUAACUAGUGAGAUAUAAUCUGCUUAUUAUCGAUUCAUUGUGGUUUGGUUUAUAUAGUGAUCUAAUAAACUUUCAAGACUCCUUUAUCCCCAACUUUCUUUUUGGACAGGGGUGUCUUUUUCAUUGGGAUUGAUGACAACGACCAUAACUGGGAUAUAUAUAAUCAUACAUAUUUAUCAAUUACCACUAUUAUAGACUGAGAUCAAAA
This is a messenger RNA of Cuscuta europaea, 858 nucleotides long. The record is from the annotation of a GenBank genome assembly. Lineage: Eukaryota; Viridiplantae; Streptophyta; Magnoliopsida; Solanales; Convolvulaceae.